Dovyalis caffra is the source of this 1878-nucleotide messenger RNA. NCBI's taxonomy places the organism in Eukaryota, Viridiplantae, Streptophyta, Magnoliopsida, Malpighiales, Salicaceae. The record is from the annotation of a GenBank genome assembly.
AUGGCUAUGAAGACCAAACUAUAUCACAAACUCCAAUCAACCACAACAAAAAACCCGCAAUGGAACACCCUUUUAAGAGAACUAGCAAACAAAUCCCUUUUCACCAAUGCGCUCUCUGUCUACCUCCAGAUGCUCCGCUCUGGCGCCUUUCCAAACGCAUUCACUUUCCCAUUCGCUCUCAAAUCCUGUGCCGCGGUUUCUCUCCCUACCACAGGGAAACAACUCCAUUGUCACAUCAUUAAAACUGGAUGCUUAUUAGAACCCUUUGUACAAACCUCUUUGAUUUCUAUGUACUGUAAGUGCAGCUUGAUCGAUAAUGCACGCAAGGUGUUUGAUGAAAAUCCUCAAUCGAGAAAACUAACUGUUUGUUACAAUGCUUUGUUGUCUGGGUAUGCGUUGAAUUCUAGAGUUAAAGAUGCCGUGGUUUUGUUUUGUGAAAUGAGGGAAUUGGGUGUGGAAAUUAAUGGGGUUACGAUGUUGGGUUUGGUUCCGGUUUGUGGGGUCCCGGGGAAUUUGGGAUUGGGGAUGUGUGUCCAUAGUUUUUGUGUGAAGUUUGGUUUGGAUAUGGAUUCAUCUAUUGGGAAUUGUUUGCUUACAAUGUAUGUAAAAACUGGGGAAAUUGAUUGCGGAAGGAAGUUGUUUAAUGAGAAUCCACGAAAAGGGUUGAUUACUUGGAAUGCAAUGAUUAAUGGGUAUGCGCAAAACGGGCUUGCUAAUAAUGUUUUGGAACUUUAUGAGGAGAUGGAAUCGAAAGGGGUUUGUCCUGACCCUUUAACACUUGUCGGGGUUCUUUCUUCUUGUGCUCAUCUUGGCGCACUUAGUGUUGGUAGGAAGGUAGAGAGGAAAAUGGAGGAUUUUGGGUUUGGCUCAAAUCCAUUUUUGAAUAAUGCUUUGAUUAAUAUGUAUGCGAGAUGUGGUAAUUUGACAAAGGCUAGGGAUAUUUUCGAUGGCAUGCCAGUGAAAAGUGUGGUUUCGUGGACGGCAAUCAUAGGUGGGUAUGGGAUGCAUGGACAAGGAGAGGUUGCGGUGGAGCUUUUUGAUGAGAUGAUUAGGAGCAGAAUUAGACCUGAUGGCACAGCUUUUUUAAGUGUUUUGUCUGCUUGUAGUCAUGCUGGAUUAACUAAUAAAGGGUUGAAUUAUUUUGGUGUAAUGGAGAGGAAGUAUGGGUUGCGGCCUGGUGCAGAGCAUUACUCUUGUAUGGUGGAUCUUUUAGGUCGUGCUGGUCGGCUCAAAGAGGCUCGGGAGCUUAUUGAGUCUAUGCAAGUGAAACCUGAUGGUGCUUUGUGGGGGGCCCUUUUGGGUGCGUGUAAAAUUCACAGAAAUGUAGAGUUAGCAGAGUUGGCUUUCGAACGGGUCAUUGAGCUUGAACCUACAAAUACCGGCUACUAUGUUUUGUUUUCUAAUGUAUAUACCGAGGCAGGGAAUUUGGAGGGGAUACUGAGAGUUCGAACGAUGAUGAGGGAGCGAAAGCUCAAAAAGGAUCCAGGAUGUAGUUAUGUGGAAUCUAAAGAGAGAGUUCACCUUUUCUUUGCUGGAGAUAGAAAUCAUCCUCAAACAAAUGAAAUAUACAAGAAGUUGGAUGAGUUAGAAAAUUUGGUGAAGGACCUUGAUGGGUCUAAGAAGAAUGAUCACGAGAGAAGAGAAGAAUAUCUUGAUAGUAUGGGUGUGCAUAGUGAAAAGUUGGCUGUUGCAUUUUCGCUCUUAAACACCAAGAAAGAAACAGAGAUUGUUAUAAUAAAAAAUCUUAGGAUAUGCAGAGAUUGUCACUUAUUCAUAAAAUUGGUUAGCAAGAUUGUGUAUCGUCAAUUUGUUGUCAGAGAUGCAACCCGCUUUCACCAUUUCAAGAAUGGAUUCUGUUCUUGCAAAGAGUACUGGUAA